GAUAUUUUCUCAUCGCUCUAAUAAUAGAACUAUCUUGGGUAAUAAUUUUUGGAAAAUUUACUUUUCAAUUAAGUAUGCAUCUCUGUUUUGGAGGUAAAUAACUGAUUUACAUUAGCUAUAAAGAGAAUCGGCUAACUUUUGGGAAGGAUGUUGCCCCACCAAAGAAGAAGAGCUUAGUUCAACGAAUCAGAGAACAGACUCGAAGAAAUAAGCAGUGCCAUAAGAAGUUAUAUAAGACCCUUCAGCAAGUGAAUGAGACUGUUGAAGACAUAAAGACUAUUAAUCAUCAUCAGAAUACAAACUUUAGCAAAAUUGAAUCAAAACUUGAGAAUAUUAUCAAGAACUAUCUCUGCCCUCUACAGGAAAGUGAUUCAUGCUGUAGAUGCCAAUCUGAUACAAACAUGGCUAAGUCUCACAUUCAAUCCCUUGCAGAUGAGUUUUUGCAAGAGUUGUUAGACCUCUUCACGAAUCAGGAAAACGAAUAUAUCAAUCAGUUAGAACUGUUUAAACUUGAGGAAGAAAUCAAAAUUGAAGAGAAAUUAGCAGCAUAUAGUUCAAUGACAAUCAAGCUUGAAGAGUCAAUGCAGAUGGCUAACUCACAGUCCUCGAUUAAGAACAUGAUCACUGAAAUGAACUCUUUGCAAGAGUCAAUGCAAGGGAGAGUUCAAAAUUUGAAAAAUUUGCAUUCACAGAGAGAAAGCAUCGAGCUACAGGUUAUUGAUGAGUUACAAGAUAAUAAUAUUCCUGCGAUUGAUUUAUCCAAAUUAUUGGAUACUGUUUCUUAUGAUGCUAAAGAAAUCGCAUUCAACACUACCCAGGCAGUGGAUAUGAAGACUGCGAUUAAGGAAUUCAAAACCCAUCGAAGUCUAGAGCAGAGUGAACUGGAAUAUAUUACUAGCUCUCUUAGCAGAUAUGAUAAAGUGAGGGAGGACAUCGAGAUUGAGAUCCAGCAGCUACAGAAAAAGAACCUCUUACUAGAGCAAGAGGUUCGAAAUAAAGAUGGAAUUAUCGAAAAACUUGAGAAUGCGAAUAGAAUUUUGACUAACUCUACUUCUAAUAAACUCAACUGUAGCUGGAUUUCAGCUAUUCCAAGAACAACAAGACCUAGAAACAAAGGGGCUCUGAGAGUCAUGGCAAGCCACAUUAGAAGGAAGAACUUAAGUCAGGCAAUGUCAGAAACCAAGAGGUCUAGCUUCAAGACCCCUGAAGUAGCGAAUAAACAUAUUGAUCAUACCAAAGAGGCUAAUACUGCAGAAAUUUUAAAGAAUCCUCAACUAGAUAUUCAGUCGAACAACUCACUGGUUGAAAAUAAUGGACAAAUUGUAGAUCUCUCUGACAUUCUCCAGACCCCAGAUGAAGACACUUCUGGGUUCCAAAACCUUUUAGAGGAUGAGAUAUUGUCCAACGAUUUGGCAUCCCUCUCAAACAAUGAGCCUGAUAACAUCCAUAACUUAAAUAGCGGGAUGGAUAAUAGUGACCAGACUCCAAAUUUCCCAAACAAAAUCCAAUCCAAGUUAGAUGCUUUGAAUGAAAAUAGAUUUAAUGAAGAGGCCAUUAAUCUCGAAUCAAAAUAUCUUAACAUGAGUCUUGGAAAUAUUCCAGAGGAGCAUGAGGAGAAUGUGACUCUCUCAGAUAACAAUCCUUCACAUUUAGAUAAAUAUGCGAGUAACAACUCAAAUUUGAGCUCAAGAUGAAUCUCCAAUUCAAAUAGCAAUGCAAAGGAGAUUUUAAGAAUUAAGCAAGAACGAAGCAAAGGGAGUGGAGAUAGCAGAUUCUCUACUUAUAUGACAUCUGAUAAUAUGAAGCAGAGUUUUUUGAAUGAGACUACUAAGUUCCAGGAGGAUUCCUUCAUCAAAAUGAAGAUCCUCCCUGAAAGAAACGAUGAUAGUAAUAGUUAUAAGGACAGCUCUAAUGAAAAGGCAGUUUUGAGUGGAUUCAAGCCAAACUUGGAAAAUAAUGAAAACAGCUCUUUAGUCUCAAACAGUGGCAAUAAAGAUAGGAUCAACUACAAGUCUAACCGAGGCGCAAUUCAGCCAAGGAGAAUUUUUGGAUAAUUCAUUUUAUAUCUUAGCAAUAUGCAUC
Moneuplotes crassus is the source of this 2082-nucleotide messenger RNA. NCBI's taxonomy places the organism in Eukaryota, Ciliophora, Spirotrichea, Euplotida, Euplotidae. The record is from the annotation of a GenBank genome assembly.